Drosophila mauritiana is the source of this 1604-nucleotide messenger RNA. RefSeq names its product osteocalcin 2 (gene Mur29B). The coding region runs from base 108 to 1508 and encodes 466 amino acids. NCBI's taxonomy places the organism in Eukaryota, Metazoa, Arthropoda, Insecta, Diptera, Drosophilidae. The record is from RefSeq and is a predicted model, not a curated record. The transcript is spliced from 4 exons.
UUUCAACCGUCGUGCAGUGCGAUUCCCAUCCUUUAUUCGCUCCGAUUCUCGCCGAUAAUAUUCAACUCGACUAAUAUCCUUUCGGUCAAAAGGAAGAACAAGGAAACAUGCGUGUGAUCACAGUCAACCUUUUGCUGAUGGCAAUCUGUGCUAGCUCAACUCUUUGGCCAGCGAAUGCCCUGGAAUGCUACAGUUGCGUUGGAAGCGAGUGCCAUGUGGAAACGGUUCCGACGGUUACUUGCACUCUAGAUGAUGUCUCUGCCGCUUUUGGCUUGGAUACGAUGACCGCCUUCAAUCCGUUCAAGCGGUCUCUUCUUUCCGUGAUGCCACGAGCUGCAGACGACGACUCCACAACGGGAUCAACUACAAUUGAGGAUUCUUCAACAACUGCUUCAGCUUCUACAACAGAUUCUUCAACAGCCUUAUCCACCACAAAUGGAGAUUCUAGCACCAGUUCUUUGGCUUCUUCCACGUCAGAUUCUUCAACCUCCGAUUCAUCGACCGCUUCCUCCACCACGAAUGGAGAUUCUAGCACCAGCUCUUUGGGUUCUUCCACGACAGAUUCUUCAACCUCCGAUUCUACAACAGAUUCUUCGACUGCUUCCUCCACCACGAAUGGAGAUUCUAGCACCAGUUCUUUGGCUUCUUCCACGUCAGAUUCUUCAACCUCCGAUUCAUCGGCCGCUUCCUCCACCACGAAUGGAGAUUCUAGCACCAGUUCUUUGGGUUCUUCCACGACAGAUUCUUCAACCUCCGAUUCUACAACGGAUUCGUCGACUGCUUCCUCCACCACGAAUGGAGAUUCUAGCACCAGUUCUUUGGGUUCUUCCACGACAGAUUCUUCAACCUCCGAUUCUACAACAGAUUCGUCGACUGCUUCCUCCACCACGAAUGGAGAUUCUAGCACCAGCUCUUUGGGCUCUUCCACGUCUGAUUCUUCAACCUCCGAUUCUACAACAGACUCAACGACUGCUUCCUCCACCACAAAUGAAGAUUCCAGCAGCAGUUCUUUGGGUUCCUCCACAACAGAUUCUUCAACCUCCGAUUCUACAACCGAUUCGUCGACUGAUUCCUCGACUACAAAUGAAGAUUCUAGCAGCAGCUCUUUGGAUUCCUCCACUACAGAUUCUUCAACUUCCGAAUCUUCGACUGUUUCCUCCACCACAAAUGGAGGUUCAACCGCCACAGAUUCGUCGUCGUCCGAAUCUUCCACCACUUCAACAACUUCUUCGCCGCCCAUAAGCACUUCACCUUCUCCCCCAACAAAUUACAAGAUUGCGGCCUGUUACAGCAUCUACAAGGACGGAGUGUUAAACCGUGGUUGUGUUAAGGUUCCCGAAGAAGAAUCCGGCUGCAUGGCUGUUCGAAAGGAGCUUGACAUAACAGAAGACUCUGCCGAUCAGUGCGAUAUCUGCUUGACGAAUCGGUGCAAUGGAAGCACUAGCCUGAAGGUUUCACUUGGCGCCAUGAUUCUUCUCUUGGCGAUGGGACUUAAAAACGUGCUUUAAGAGAUAGCCGGAGAAUACUAUGAAUUAUGUACAUAUAUAUUUGUUAGUAAUUUGAAUUCAUUAUUAAAUAAUAAACGCUUACCUUGUAUCAAUUUA